Messenger RNA from Galeopterus variegatus (Sunda flying lemur), 2411 nucleotides. RefSeq names its product TNF receptor-associated factor 3 interacting protein 1 (gene IFT54). The coding region runs from base 1 to 2004 and encodes 667 amino acids. Gene Ontology annotation, cellular component: centrosome; axoneme; ciliary basal body. The transcript is spliced from 16 exons. Gene Ontology annotation, molecular function: microtubule binding. NCBI's taxonomy places the organism in Eukaryota, Metazoa, Chordata, Mammalia, Dermoptera, Cynocephalidae. The record is from RefSeq and is a predicted model, not a curated record. Gene Ontology annotation, biological process: intraciliary transport; regulation of microtubule cytoskeleton organization; cilium assembly.
AUGGCCUGUCUCUAUCUUUUGAAGGUGAUUAGAAUGACUGGUUUCAUGAAGGGCCUCUACACAGAUGCCGAGAUGAAGUCUGAUAAUGUUAAGGAUAAAGAUGCAAAAAUUAGCUUCCUACAGAAGGCCAUAGAUGUGGUCAUAAUGGUUUCAGGAGAGCCCUUGUCAGCAAAACCAGCCCGAAUUGUGGCCGGACAUGAGCCUGAAAGAACAAACGAGCUGCUGCAGAUCAUUGGAAAAUGCUGUCUCAACAAGCUCUCCAGUGAUGAUGCAGUGAAGAGAGUUUUAGCUGGAGAGAAGGGGGAUGUGAAAGGAAGGGCCUCACUGACCUUGAAGUCUCAAGAAUUGGAUAAUAAGAAUGCUAGAGAAGAAGAGUCCAGAAUUUGUAAAGAUAAAGAGGAUAGAAGAAACUCUGAAAUAAAAGAGAGAAGUACAAGCAGAGAUCAAAAACAUAAAGAAGAAUUGAAAGAAGAAAGCAAACCUAAAGAAAAGGAAAGGGACAAGGAGAAGAGCAGGGAGAAUGACAGAGACAGACAUAAAGAUCCAGAGAGAGACAAAUAUAGAGAAGGAGAAAGAGAAAAAACCAAAAACAGGGCCAAGCAAGAGAGAGAGAGGGACAAAGACAGAGGCAACAGAGAGCGGGACAAAGAUGCAGACCGUGAGAAGGAGCGAGAGAGGAGGAGCGAGGGAGGAAAAGAGAAAGAGAGGUUGAGAGACAGGGACAGAGAGCGCGAUCGAGACAAAGCGAGGGACAGGGACAGACGGAGAGUGAAGAACGGAGAGCACUCCAGGGACCCUGAUAGGGAAAAGAGCAGAGAGCAUGAUAAACUAGAGAAAAAGUCACCAAACUCAGGGGAGAUGUCUAAGAAGUUGUUGGAAGGAUCUUUGAAAGACUCCAAAGCUGAAACAGAGGCUGAGAUUUCUGCUAGAGCAUCCAGGUCAUUGAUGACAAAAACAUCAAAAUGGCGAUCCAAAAAUUCAGUGGAAGGAAGGAAGAAGGAUAAUAUUUCAGCUAAAAUUUUAGACCCCAUAGUGUCUGGAUUAAAUAAUGAGCCAGAACAGGAAACUACAGCUUCAGAAAUAGGAACAAAAGAAGCUAAUACUUACUCAACCAGUAUUUCACAUGAUAAUUCCACUAGUCUGUGGCAUGAGAAUACUGAGCCAUACCCAGCAGCGAAGCAGAAAGGUGACUCCACCAGCGAUGCAGAAGGAGAAGUUGGACCUGCUGGCCAAGAUAAGUCUGAGGUGUCAGAGAAUUCAGAAAUCCCUAAUGAGCUUUCAUCCAGUCUCAGAAGAAUACCUAGGCCUGGGAGUGCAAGACCAGCGCCUCCCCGGGUCAAACGGCAAGAGAGUGUGGAAGUGUUGACAGUGGACAGGGCAGGGAGUGGUAAAACCGUCUCAAAUGUGAUUGUAGAUUCACAGAAUUCUGACAAUGACGAGGAUAAUCAGUUUGUGGUGGAAGCUGCCCCUCAGCUCUCUGAAAUGUCAGAAAUUGAAAUGGUACCAGCUGUGGACUUAGAAGAGGAAGAGAAGCAUGGCGGACUUGUGAAAAAGAUCUUGGAGACUAAGAAAGAUUAUGAGAAAUUGCAGCAGUCAUCUAAACCCGGAGAGAAGGAGAAAUCGCUGGUCUUUGAGUCAGCAUGGAAGAAGGAGAAGGACGUUGUUUCCAAGGAGAUAGAAAAACUGCGUGUGUCCAUCCAGACCCUGUGCAAGAGUGCGCUUCCCCUGGGGAAGAUCAUGGACUACAUCCAGGAGGAUGUGGAUGCCAUGCAGAAUGAGCUGCAGCUGUGGCACAGCGAGAACAAGGAGCAUGCUGAGGCCCUGCAGAAGGAGCGGAGUAUCACAGACUGUGCUGUGGAACCCUUAAAGGCCGAGCUGGCUGAGCUGGAGCAGCUGAUUAAAGACCAGCAAGACAAGAUCUGUGCCGUGAAGGCCAAUAUCCUAAAGAAUGAAGAAAAAAUUCAGAAAAUGGUGUAUGGUAUCAAUUUGACUUCGAGAAGGUGAACAUUCAAAAGUUUCAAAGAUGAGAAGUCACCAUCAGUUUAAAAAUAAAAAGGAAGAUAGAAAAUUAUUACUCCUUAAAUUUCAGUUUGAGAAAAUGAACAGUUUACAAUGUUAUUAUCCAACUAAUUUUCAGAGCUUUAAAACUUCAGGCACAUUAAAUAUAUAAAAAGACCACGUUUUCUUACCUCCCUCCAGCUGGAAUCCUUGCUAGUUAUAAAUAGCUCUUCAAAAUGCCUUUGUGAGUUUUUUUUGCAAGCCUGUUCCUUGUGUUUCUGCUGUAGCCUGUUAAAUUCUGCACCAGAAUCCCUGGCAGGUAAGUGGUGUCAGCAUACCAAGGAAACAGUAGUCCUUUAUUUUAGUUUUCAAGUCUAGUGAAAGGACUUCCAUUGGUUAGCACUGAGUGAAGA